This is a messenger RNA of Talaromyces amestolkiae, 2751 nucleotides long. RefSeq lists its product as uncharacterized. Gene Ontology annotation, biological process: protein deglycosylation; protein quality control for misfolded or incompletely synthesized proteins; carbohydrate metabolic process. Gene Ontology annotation, molecular function: carbohydrate binding; peptide-N4-(N-acetyl-beta-glucosaminyl)asparagine amidase activity. Lineage: Eukaryota; Fungi; Ascomycota; Eurotiomycetes; Eurotiales; Trichocomaceae. The coding region runs from base 1 to 2751 and encodes 916 amino acids. The record is from RefSeq and is a predicted model, not a curated record. Gene Ontology annotation, cellular component: nucleus; cytosol. The transcript is spliced from 12 exons.
AUGAUCAUCUCUCCAACCAAAGGCCCCGAUGACCGAGAUUUCGCUGGACAAAUUGAAACGGGACGUGUGUUGCCUGGCGCUAGCGGUGACUACAGCAAAUUCCUAUCGGAGCUUGGGCAACCGAUUAUCAAUCUUUCCUAUCGCGCCCCUGAGUAUGCCAACUUGCUCAAGCUGAACGUCCAGGCUGUUCGGAAUUUCCGCCGGGCUGCCUCUUUGACGACGUUCAUGCAGCAGGAAUACGCCCAGGGCCUUGAUGUCAGAUCUAUUUCGAUACCUCUCUAUGAUGCGCCUGAUAAUCUCAGUGUGAACGUAAUCGAUGCUCCCGCAACUAUGCAGGCGAAUGACGGCAUGACAGAAGAGAGGUUAAGCGAAUUGAAGACGGAGAUGCUUGUGUCAUCUCCCAUUCGCAUUUUCUUGUGGCUGAGUGCAUUGGUCUCCUAUGUCCAAGGACAGUCGGGCUCCAUCGUCGACUACUCUCAAUAUGUGAACGCCUUCAUGGGCUCCGAGGGCCCAACGCCAGGUGAGGGAUUUGGGGGUGGUGAUAUAUUUGUAGGCGGCGCCCGACCUUUUGGCGUUGUCAAAUUUGGACUUGACUCGACUGCGGUCAAUUGGACAACCGCUGUGCUCAAUGGAGGAUGGACCCCAAAAGGAAACGUGACGGCUUUUACCAUGAUGCAUGAAAGUGGUACCGGUGGCGCUCCUAAAUACGGUGUCGUCCCUCAGAUGCCGUUGACAUCGAUUGAGGCACCUGUGAAUUUGCUUGACAACCAGACUUAUGCCCAGUCAAGGGUUGGUAAUGAUACUGCAAGUGUCGGAUACUUCAAGACUACAUUGCAAAACGGUGUCGUUGUAGAGCUCUCCGCUUCUCGACAUGCCGGUAUCAUCAAUUACUCAUUUCCGAGUGGUGAAAAGUACAUAUUAAUUGAUAUAUCUCAUUAUCUUCCCGGAUCGCCCGGAGAUUCAGGUUCUCAGUUUUAUGUAGGCGGUGAAAUUGAAAUCAACCCCAAAGGUAACUCGUAUCAAGGUUACGGGACGUACGUCGGCGGUUGGAAUAACGGUGCCCCUUAUACCAUAUACUUCUAUGGCGAAUUCUCCCAAGCUGCCCAAUCAGCACAAAUUUUCUCCGGGAAGAAUACCGACCCAAUGCCUCGAUAUCAGACUCUAGCAAACGGCGGCAUUCCAGAAGCAAUUUAUGGGAAUAGUAGUACGACCAAAGCCACUUCCGGACCCAUGAACGCUCGUGUUGGUGCUCUAUUUGGGUGGAACAACAAUACAACAGCUCCGCAGAAUAUUACCUCUCGUAUCGGAAUAUCCUUUAUAUCCAUCGACACCGCGAAAAGCUAUAUUGGCUCGGAAAUUCCUACAUGGAGCUUGAACGAUACAGUUACUAAUGCCGUUAAAGAGUGGAAUACGGACGUAUUCAAUAGGACCGGAGAGAACCCUCUUUGGGUAUCUGAUGAGCCAUUCUGGGACGAUUUCUAUACCUUGUGGGAUAUAUUUCGCUGUACGGUCAGCCUCUAUCACGUCUUGCAGCCCUCGUAUUACGAGUCGAUGAUUCGUGGCCUGAUUGAUAUUUACAAACAUCAGGGGUACCUCCCCGACGGUCGAUCUGGGAAUUGGAACGGACUCGUUCAAGGAGGCUCCAAUGGCGAUAACGUUCUAGCAGAUGCAUACGUCAAAGGCCUCCGUGGAAGUAUCAACUGGACUGAAGGUUACGCCGCCAUGGUCAAAGACGCUGAAGUCACACCGUAUAACACUUUUGAUCCCACGGAUUUCACGGCAAGCACAAAAGAAGGCCGGGGUGCUCUCGACGACUGGAAAGAACUCGGUUACGUAUCUGUUGACCAUAAUACACGCUGUAUCUCACGCACAGUCGAGUAUAGUCUCAACGAUUUUGCGUUGAGUCAGGUUGCUGCAGGAAUUCAGCCCGCUGAUAAAGCGAAAUAUAUGAAUCGAUCCGCUGGAUGGCAGUUGAUUUGGAAUCAGGAAGUGACCAGUCUGAAUUUCACUGGGUUCUUAGCUCCCAGAUUCGCAAAUGGGUCAUACCAGAGCGACUAUGACCCGUUGUACUGCGGAGGGUGUGAAUGGAGUUCUAUCACCUAUGAGGGUGUUCCUUGGGAAUAUACCUUUAGUAUACCUCACGAUGUCCAGACUUUGAUUGACUUAAUGGGAGGACAAGCUACCUUUGAGUCAAGACUGGACAAGAUGUUCGAACCUGGAGUUGCCAAACAAGACCUCGGGUCCAACGGAGCUGGCAUUACUACGCUGAUGAAUAUUGGGAACGAACCUGACUUUGGUACCCCUUAUCUCUAUCACUACAUUAACAAGCAAGCAAAAUCGGUGCAACAGUCACGUAAUCUCAGCAAUACUUACUUCAAGGAUGCUGCCUACGGUAUUCCUGGCAAUAGCGACGCCGGAGCCAUGAAUUCAUGGCUUCUCUGGCAACUACUUGGGUUAUAUCCCAUUGUCACUCAACCCAACUACUUGAUUGGAUCUCCUUGGUUCCCGGAAAUCAACAUGACGGUGAACGGAAACAAGACACUACACAUCACUGCCACUGGAUUGGAUUACAACGAAGGGUCUUAUUACGUACAGAGUGUGCGCGUGAAUGGUCAAGAUUGGGCCAGCAAUUGGUUGACUCAUGAGGAUAUCUUUGUUGAUGGAGGAAACGUUGAUUUUGUGCUUGGCAAGAAUAUGACACUUUGGGAGACAGGAGACGUCCCGCCUUCACCGGGGCAUGUUACUUUGUGA